CUUUACUGUCAUCGAGCUGGUUUUAAAAGGCAGGAGGGUUCUCGAAUAGAAAAAUCGUGUGAAAAUUUUCUUGUCUUGCCUAAUUUCUCAAUUAGUUUAAUUAAAAUUAAUGAAUAACACAUCAGUACUCCGGAUUGUUUUAUAACUGUGUCAAUACAGUCUGUGGGUUUAUAAUGUCUUACAAUAUAGAUGAGAUGAGUUGGACAGAUGUCCGGAAUCUAUUUCGAAAGUGGAGGGACGAUAAUGAACGUAAGAGUGACGAAGUUAUGAUGUUGUGGGAUGUCAUUCUGUCGGAUAAACAGAACAAACUUGGCAACGAGCGCCAUUUGGUCCUUGAGCAAGUGAUGAUCGCUGCACUCGAUUGCAAUCGGAUAGAAACAGCUGAGGAUUGCAUUCGAAUACUGACGGCCGAGUUUCCCGGUAGUUUGCGCAUUCAAAAAUACAAAGCAAUGCUUCUGGAAGCGCUUGAACGAUAUGACGAUGCCCUAGACGUACUGGAUCAAAUAAUUAAGAAAGACGAAACGAAUGCUGCCCCACGGAAGCGUAAGGUGGCUAUCUACAAAGCUCAAGGAAGAACGGCCGAUGCAAUACGAGAGCUGUGUGAUUACAUGAAGCGGUUCAUGUCGGAUCAGGAGGGGUGGCACGAGCUGUGCAGCAUAUAUCUAUCCGAGGGAGAAUACGCCAAAGCGGCGUUUUGCAUGGAGGAAGUGCUACUGCACAACCCGCACAGUCAUUUAAUUCAUCAAAGGCUCGCAGAUAUCCGUUACACUAUGGGCGGUCUCGAUAAUAUCGAAAUUGCUAAAUCGUACUACUGUCAGGCUGUUAAACUGAAUCAGAACAAUCUGCGAGCUCUUUAUGGAUUGUUUUUGUGUUGUGGUCACAUUGCCAAUUCAAAAGCAACCCUAACUAAGCGAAAGGAAGUUCAAAAGCUAGCGCAAUGGGCGAUCACACAAAUUCAACAAAGAACGAUUCAAUCGGAAAUCCCUCUUACGCCGAAAUGUAGCAAAUCAGCGGCGAAGCAUUCUAAAGACGAGGUUGCUGCCCUAGAGCAAGCAUUCGGUGGACUCGACAUCGCUAAAGCAAAUUGACAUACCGGUCCGCAAUACCAACACGACAACGCAUCUUCACCAAAUACAUGUUUACUUUCAGCUCUAGCCCACUUAGUUUCUUAGCUCGUGAGCGAGCUAAUUGAAUCUUUCUAGCACUUCAAUCUACCCUAACAGCAAAACAAAAAGUACAGUGCAGCUGUUUAGUGCAUUAUCAAUGGUAACAUAAUUGCAUUUCUGUUCCAAGUGAGUCACACACUAGAUCAUCCUACAUGAUCGUAACGUCGUUUUAUCUCAUCGCUGGGUGGUGGAUGGAUCAUUGAACAUGCCUGAAAUCGACAUUUCCGCAAAAACGAUCUGGGGGAUAGCACAGUUUUGGGCGUUUGAAUAGCCUACCGAAAACAGGCGAUCCAAACAUACGGAAUGUCGUACGAACGCAGCUGCAUUUCGCAUACAGUUAUUAGAUUCAAAACAUUUAAAAUAGCAAACCAAUAUAAAUAUCAAUUAAGUAACUGAUUUAGAAUAUAGUUAUAUGCGCGGUAAUGGCACGUAGAAACGAAAGUAAAUAAAGUUUAUAUUUCA
Malaya genurostris is the source of this 1628-nucleotide messenger RNA. RefSeq names its product ER membrane protein complex subunit 2-like. The record is from RefSeq and is a predicted model, not a curated record. The transcript has 4 exons. Gene Ontology annotation, molecular function: protein binding. Gene Ontology annotation, cellular component: EMC complex. NCBI's taxonomy places the organism in Eukaryota, Metazoa, Arthropoda, Insecta, Diptera, Culicidae. The coding region runs from base 174 to 1088 and encodes 304 amino acids. Gene Ontology annotation, biological process: protein folding in endoplasmic reticulum.